Molecule: messenger RNA, 1096 nt
Organism: Pararge aegeria (speckled wood butterfly)
Lineage: Eukaryota; Metazoa; Arthropoda; Insecta; Lepidoptera; Nymphalidae
Gene: Trs33
Product: trafficking protein particle complex subunit 6b
Exons: 3
Coding region: 206-682 (158 amino acids)
Biological process (GO): endoplasmic reticulum to Golgi vesicle-mediated transport; regulation of GTPase activity
Cellular component (GO): trans-Golgi network; cis-Golgi network; TRAPP complex
Source: RefSeq, a predicted model, not a curated record
GAUGUUACGUUGACAGUUCAAACGAAAAGACAGCAAAAAGCAGAAUGAGAGCAGAAUGUUUGUUUUUGUAUAAAAUCUUCAAAUUUUCUAAUUGAGCGUGAAAUUUAUUUAUAUCCCGAAUUCCUUAAGAUUAGUGUAAAAAAGAUUUAUUUGUAUUUUUGACUUUUGAGUUCUGAUCAAUCAAGAAGAUUGUAAUAAAAAGAAAAUGGCUGAUGAUAUUGUAUUUGAUUUGUUACAUUCCGAAAUCAUUAAUUACGCUCUAGAACAAACUAAAACAACGAACGGUAGUAAGGAGGUAGAUUUAUCUGUUGUAGAAUACAUUGGUUUUGCAGCUGGCUACAAAAUUAUGGAAAGGUUAACACGGGAGUGGCCUAGAUUCAAAGAUGAAUUAGACACUAUGAAGUUCAUAUGCACAGAUUUCUGGACUUGUAUUUAUAAGAAACAGAUUGACAACCUAAGAACGAAUCACCAAGGAGUUUACGUGUUACAAGACAAUGCAUUCAGAUUCUUGACCAACUUUUCCAAUGGCCACCAAUAUUUGGAAUAUGCACCAAGGUAUGUAGCUUACACAUGCGGAUUGAUCAGAGGAGGUCUGGCAAAUCUUUGCAUCAAUAGUAUUGUCACCGCUGAAGUUCAGUCAAUGCCUUCUUGUAAAUUUCAUAUACAUGUCCAAAGAACUUAAAUAAAUAGUACAAAUAACUUCAAAGAUUUAUUUAUUAGUAAAAGAAUUAAUGAAAUUCUAUGAAAUGCACUAAAUUACCAUUAAAAUAUUAUAAAAUAAAUAUGUAUAAUAUAUAUGUAUGCUAUUUAUACAGUUAUAAUAAGCUUAAGGAUAGGCAUUGUAUGAGUUAUAGAAAGCCUACACUUAAGUUUCCAUAAUUUGCACUGAAAUUUUUUCCAUUUUAUAUUAUAUGCCCGCUUAGUGCAUACCCUGCAUGCAUACCAAUGGCAGUGUUUUAAUUUUAAAUGAGCAGCAUACAACUCAAGACUUGAGAAUGUCAUAAUAAUACCAUGACAAUUUGUUUAAAAUUAAUUUUGGUGUAGUUUUAUUUUAUUUGAAAUUGUAAAGACUACAUUAAAAGAAAGUGUUUAUUAA